Theobroma cacao (cacao) is the source of this 2580-nucleotide messenger RNA. NCBI's taxonomy places the organism in Eukaryota, Viridiplantae, Streptophyta, Magnoliopsida, Malvales, Malvaceae. The record is from RefSeq and is a predicted model, not a curated record.
AUGUUGCUGAAGAUUAAAGAAGAAGUAAAGAAGCAAUUUGAUGCUAGAUUCUUAGAGGUGGCUAAGUAUCCUGAAUGGGUGGCUAAUAUAGUUUCAGUUCCUAAGAAGGAUGGAAAAGUUCGAAUGUGCGUCGAUUACAGGGAUUUGAACAGAACGAGUCUGAAGGAUCGCUUCCCUUGGCCACAUAUUGAUACUUUUGUGGACAACACAGCAAAGCAUGCUUUAUUCUCAUUUAUGGAUGGUGCCACCUACCAAAGGGCAAUGGUAGCUUUGUUUCACGAUAUGAUGCAUAAAGAGAUAGAGGUAUAUGUGGAUGACAUGAUUGCAAAAUCUCAUACAGAAAGGGAUCAUACUGUCAAUCUCAAGAAGCUGUUCGAGAGAUUACGAAAGUUUCAGCUCAAGUUGAAUCCUGCAAAAUGUAUUUUUGGUGUAACUUCUAGGAAAUUGUUGGGGUUCAUAUUGCUUCAAAAACGAGACUCAGGAGAGUGGAAUGAAGAAUGUCAAAUAGCCUUUGAUAAAAUCAAAGAAUAUCUCACAAAUCCACCGGUGUUGGUGCCACCGACGGUUGGAAAACCUCUUAUUUUGUAUUUAACUGUGAACAAGAAUUCUAUGGGAUAUGUACUGGGACAACAUGAUGGAAUUGGGAAGAAAGAACAGGCCAUAUAUUACUUAAGUAAGAAAUUUAUGGAGUAUGAGUCCAAAUACUCUGCGCUCGAAAAGAUGUGUUAUGCGCUAACAUGGAACGCCCAAAGGCUCCGACCAUAUAUGUUGUAUCACACAACAUGGUUGGUGGCGAAAUUAGAUCCCAUCAAGUAUAUUUUUGAAAAACCCUUCCUGUCUGGGAGAAUAGCUCAAUGGCAAGUGCUAUUGUCUGAGUAUGAUAUUGGGUAUGUGUCUCAAAAAUCAAUUAAAGGGAGCGUCAUCUCUGAUUUCCUCGUAGAUCGAGCUAAUGAGGAUUAUGAAUUUGUAAGUUUUGAUUUUUCAUAUGAAGAUUUGAUGGCCAUCUUGCACAUAGAAAAGGGCGAUCCCAAUGAACUUAAUCCAUGGAGGAUGUAUUUUGAUGGAGUAUCCAAUGCUUUGGGCCACGAAAUUGGGGCAGUGUUGAUUUCUCCAAAUGGAAAGUACUAUCUAGCCACGGCGAGAUUGAAUUUCAAUUGUACUAAUAAUAUAGCGGAGUAUGAGGCGUUGGUAAUUGGAUUACAAGCAGCAAUCGAGAUGAAGGUCAGCGCGAUAAAGGUUUACAGAGAUUCGACUUUGGUGAUAUGUCAAAUGAGAGGCGAAUGGGAAACUAGAGAUUCUAAACUAGUUCCAUAUAAAAAGCUGGUUACAGAAUUAAGCAAACAGUUCAAGGAAAUCUGCUUCAACCAUUUGCCUCGAGAAGAAAAUCAGCUUGCUGAUGCUUUGGCCACUCUUGCAGCAAUGUUCAAAAUAAAAGAAAUGGCUGAUGUACGCCCUUUUGAUUUAGAAGUCCGUGAAGUCUUCUCACACUGCUUGAAUGUUGAGGAAGAGGUUGAUGGUAAGCCGUGGUAUCAUGAUAUCAUGAAAUACAUCAAGCACCAAGCAUAUCCUGAGAAUGCCACAGACAAUGACAAGCGAGCUCUUAGAAGAUUAACAAUGAGUUUCUUCUUUAGGGAAGAAGUGCUCUACAAAAGAAGUCGAGAUCAAGUAAUUUUGAGAUGUGUGGAUGUUACAGAAGCCAAUAAAAUAAUGAAAGAAGUCCACGAAGGAACUUGUGGAGCUCAUGUUAAUGGACAUAUAUUGGUUAGACAAAUUAUGAGAGCUGAUUAUUAUUGGUUGAUGUUGGAAUCAAACUGCAUAAACUUUGCUCAAAAAUGCCACAAGUGUCAAGUUUAUGCAAAUAGAAUCCAUGCUCCACCAGUCCCAUUGCACGUUUUCACAGCGCCUUGGCCAUUUUCAAUGUGGGGAAUGGAUGCGAUUGGGCUUAUUACGCCAAAAGCCUAUAAUGGACAUCGAUUCAUAUUGGUGGCCAUUGAUUAUUUCAUGAAAUGGGUAGAAGCAGCUUCCUAUGCCAAUGUGACACAAAAGGUGGUGUGCAGGUUCAUCCAAAGGGAGAUCAUAUGUCGGUAUGAGCUGCCGAAAAGGAUCAUUACUGAUAAUGCAAGCAAUUUGAAUGGUGCAAUGGUAAAGGAGGUUUGCGCUAAAUUCAAAAUCAAGCAUCAUAACUGGACAACUUACCGUCCGAAGAUGAACGGAGCAGUAGAGGUAGUAAACAAAAACAUUAAAAAGAUUGUUGAAAAGAUGACUGAAGUCUACAAAGACUGGCACAAUAAACUUCAUUUUGCCUUGCACUCAUAUCGAACUUUUAUGCGUACCUCCAUGGGGGCAACUCCGUACUCAUUAGUAUAUGGUAUAGAAGCAGUUCUACCUAUUGAAGUAGAAAUACCAUCAUUGAGGGUGUUGAUGGAAACAGAAUUAGAAGAUGCUGAGUGGACCCUCUCUCGCUAUGAACAAUUAAACUUGAUUGAGGAAAAAAGGCUUGCGGCUCUUUGUCAUGGCCAGAUGUACCAACGAAGAAUGAUGCGAGCAUAUGAGAAAAAAGUUCGUCCUAGGCAGUUUUGA